GCGGUGAAUGGUUCGUGCCGGCCUAUAUUAACCCGAGAUCUUCCUCCCGGACGGCAAUGAUGUGAGGCUAGCGAGUCGGCUACCGCGCGCACGACCACAGAGGGCGCGCUGCAGAUCGCCGAGAACCCCGAAACGGAGCGGGACACCCCCGGGAGAGAAGCAAUGAGGUAGCGGCAGUCCCCGGAGCGGACGAUGUGCGCGUCCUGCCCUCGGAACCCCGCGCUACACUGGCCGAGCCAGCCGAGCGCGAGUCCCCGGCGUCCCCUCGGAGCGAGGAUGCAGUGAGCUGCGGGACCGCUGUGUUUGGCCCGCCGCGGCCAGCCAGACUUCUCGGACUGCACUUGGGGCAAGCUGCUCAUUCCCGGACCAGCUCAGCCGAGGGGCUCGCCCUCUCCCGCACCCACUGGGGGUGGGGAGCACCGGCCCUUGGGCGCACUGCUGUAGUUUCCGCGGCUUCUGGCCCUGGCCCAAGACUUGUGUGUGUGUCACGUUCGCUGAAGAAGAGUUCCAGCUUACUCUCUCACCAUCCCGGUUGCUUUGGCCGAGCCGCCCCCCUCUAUUUAUUUGCACGCACUCAUUUGUCCUUUUUCUAAAAUAUUUUCCGCUCCGCUCUCUUAUUUUGUUGCUUGUCUGAGACUUUUGUCCUAGUCCUCUUCAUCUAGGCUUCUGUAAUAUAUUCUCUCUCUCUCUCUCUCUCUCUCUCUCUCUCUCUCUCUCUCUGUCUCUCUCUCUCUCUCUCUCUCUGUGUGUGUGUGUGUACGCCUCUCUUUUGCACACUCGAGGCUGAAUUUAUUUUUUUUUCUUUCUAAGAUUCUACCCCAGCCCCUGCGGGGUUCCCAAGCACUAUCAGGCCUCUUCUGCUUCCAUCUCCCUGUCCCAGAGGUCCUCCCAGCUCUAGUUUUAUUUUUCGAGCUUGCCCGGGCCGAGCGUAGCCUGGGUUGGUGGCCCUGCGGGGCUCGCACCCCGCGCUCGGCCACCGCCGCCCAGCCACUCCCGGGCGUCCUCCGGAGAUGCUGCCGUGGAAGAAGCACAAGUUCGAGCUGCUGGCCGAGGCGCCGCCGCGGCAGGCGUCCAAGCCUAAGGGCUACGCUGUGAGCCUGCACUACUCCGCGCUCAGCUCCUUGGCGAGAGCCUGCCCGGAAGGCGCGCUCAGCCGGGUGGGCAGCAUGUUCCGCUCCAAGCGCAAGAAGCUGCACAUCACCAGCGAGGACCCCACUUACACUGUGCUCUAUCUGGGGAAUGCCACCACCAUCCAGGCGCGAGGGGACGGUUGCACUGACCUAGCGGUGGGCAAGAUCUGGAGUAAGAGUGAGGCUGGCCGUCAAGGGACUAAGAUGAAGCUGACCGUGAGUGCGCAAGGCAUCCGCAUGGUGCAUGCCGAGGAGAGAGCGCUGCGACGUCCCGGCCACCUCUACCUGCUGCACCGUGUCACCUACUGUGUGGCAGACGCUCGGCUGCCCAAAGUCUUCGCUUGGGUGUACCGGCAUGAGCUAAAGCACAAGGCGGUAAUGCUACGCUGCCACGCGGUGCUGGUGUCCAAGCCAGAGAAGGCUCAGGCCAUGGCCCUGCUGCUCUACCAGACGUCAGCUAACGCUCUGGCAGAGUUUAAACGUCUCAAGCGGCGGGAUGAUGCGCGUCACCAGCAGCAGGAGUUGGUGGGCGCACACACCAUCCCACUAGUGCCGCUGCGCAAGCUGCUCUUGCACGGACCUUGCUGCUACAAGCCGCCAGUGGAGCGCAGCCGCAGCGCUCCCAAGCUGGGCUCCAUCACUGAGGACCUGCUUGGGGAACAGCAGGAGGAGGAGCUGCAGGAGGAAGAAGAGGAGCACCUCGAGGACUGCCUGGAGGAGGUGGAAGAAGAGGACCAUGUGGGGGAUGGGGAUCCAGCAGAGGAAGAGACCGAGGCGCAGAGGGCGCUGCUGGUGGCCAUGCAGUUGGAAUGUGAGGACUUGCUGGACCCGCUGGAAAAUGGCCACGAGGAGGCGUUGGGGGACGACGGGGUCUCGCUGGGCCCCAGCUCGGGGACGUCACUUCCUCUGUCAGGCUGUGCCUCAGACAUGAAGGCCCAACUGUCACAGCUUAUUUGUGACCUGGGCGACCUUAGCUUUGGCAAUGACGUGAGCACCCUGGAGUCCGAUUUAAGGGUGACACGCCUGCUGUCGGGCGAGAGCACUGGCAGUGAGAGCUCCAUCGAGGGUGGAGGCCUGGACGCCACCUCUGCCAGCCCUGGCAACGCAUCCAGCCCUGCUGACAGCACCAGCCUAGUUGAGUCCCACUCGGUCUAAGCUACCAGAAGACUUCUCCGUGCCCCACCCCCGCCCCCACAUACACACAGUGGCUCCCCAACAGUAGUUCUAUUCCCCCUAACCUCCAGGAAAGGGAGAAUGACGCACUGGAGGCCCAGACCUGAGUUUGGAGUUUUCUGAGGAAGCUAUUCUCUCUUCCCUUUAGUUGCCCCAGGGCUUUUGGCUAUGAGGUGGCUCAGGUUGGGGGGGGGGGGUGGGGAAGAUGGGGGCAGAGGGAAGAAGCACUACAAAGCAAAGAGAUAGGCUCUCUGGUUGGUGAGGGUGUGGGUGAGGGAAAGCUGGCUGAGAUUGGAAAAGGCCAAGGGCGGGCUGGAGGUGCCCAGCAGCCGGUUUCCUGUUUGUGAGGCAGCUGGGACUUGGGAAGGGGGGGUUAACUUCCUCUCCAGACCCCCUGACUGGAAGGCCUCUCUCUGUCAUCAAUAUCUCAUUAACAAAGUCACUUUCAUAACGUUGGAGGCUUUAAUUACCUGUCCCCGGUUCUUUUGGAUAUGAGAGCUUGGGCUGUUUACCUCAGACUCAAACUCUUGAAAGUAUGCCAAAUUUCUCAAAUGACUCUCCUAUGGGGGGUGUGGGGGGGGGACAGGGUAUGACAGUUGUGUUUUGUUUACAGUUAAAGAAAUCUAAUAUCUAAGAAACAAAAAGAGGAAUUUUGCUUUAGAAAUACACACCUUCCUUCCCCCCAAAGCUCCUACUCCGCGAUGCUAUGUAAAAUAUUUUUUGCACUGUUGUGAAGUAUUUUUGACUUUUUUUUUUUUGUACAUAACUGUGUUCAUGGAGCUGAAUGUUUAUAUCUCUUUUGCUGUGCAAAAGAUACCUGUAAAACGUUGUUCGGUUGUAUAUAUGGAAAUGUGUAUAAAACAUUUUGUUAUUUUUU
This is a messenger RNA of Arvicanthis niloticus (Nile rat), 3180 nucleotides long. It is a transcript of the gene Fam43a, whose product is annotated as family with sequence similarity 43 member A. The record is from RefSeq and is a predicted model, not a curated record. NCBI's taxonomy places the organism in Eukaryota, Metazoa, Chordata, Mammalia, Rodentia, Muridae.